AUAAACAAACGGUCUAUUAUCCUCACCUUAUCUUCUUCCCAACUUCCACUACAAUUUCACACCCGAACAAUGCCGGAAACGAAAGAGGAGCUCCAACCGGAGGAGAACAACUCCAACGAAUACGACUCCGAAACUGAAGCCUCUCCGUCGGAAUCCUCUGACGAAUACCACUCCGAACCUGACGAACCUGAAUCCCCUCCGCCGGAAUACGACGACGACUUCGACAACUACAAUGAACCCAAAUCAGACUUCAAAGACGCUGAAGAAGAAGAAGAAUUGUACAAGCCGAUAAGAUUCGUCCGGGCCGACGGCACGAUCGGGGAGACCAGCUUGCGCGAACCCUUCACCGAUCUGAGCGCCGAGGCCAACUUCGCCCGCUGGAACCGGAUCCUCCAGUCGAAGGGCUAUCGCCAGCAUUUAGAGGAGGAGAAGGAAAAUGUUCCUGUUAUCGACAGAGAUGAAUACUUCAAUUUCCCCGAGGACCCAGAGAACUGGCAGGAGGAGGACGUGAGGGAGCUGUGGGCGGACCGCCCGAUGGGGAUGGUGAAGACCGGGUUUGACCCGCACAACGUGGACGAGGAGGAGGUCAAGAUCAUCCAGGAGGAGAUUAAGGCCGGGAGGAAACCGCGGAUUGCCCCCUUCUACGUGCCUUACAGGAAGCCCUACCCAGUGAUCCCCGAGAGGAAAGAGAAUUACAACGUUUACUCCCCCAAGACAGUUAUUGAGGAGCUGGACAGGAUAGAGGAGUUCCUGACCUGGCGGAGCUACAUUUUUGAAGACGGCAGCUCGUAUGAAGGCACCGUUUGGGAUGACUAUGCUCAUGGAAAAGGUGUUUUCGUUGCGGAGAACGGUCUGGUCAGGUAUGAAGGAGAAUGGCUGCAGAAUAAUAUGGAAGGUCAUGGUGUAGUUGAAGUGGACAUUCCCACCAUGGAGCCCAUUCCGGGUUCCAAGCUUGAAAAAAAGAUGCGAGCUGAAGGGAAAAUAAUAUCGAGAGACUUCUUGCCACCUGAAGAUAAAAAAUGGCUGGAGAUGGAUAUUGAAGACAGCAUGCUUUUAGCUGAUGGAGAAUUAGAGGUCCCCUUUUAUGAAAAAGAUGAUUGGAUCAGACUAUUUGGAAGGAAGCCGGAGAAAGGUCGUUACCGGUACGCUGGCCAAUGGAAACAUGGCAGAAUGCAUGGUUGUGGCGUAUAUGAAGUCAAUGAGAAAACUAUAUUUGGCCGAUUCUAUUUUGGUCUCCCUUUGGAUGAUCCAUCUGGCUGUGAUGCAGAAGCGUCGGGGCGUGUGUCACCUCAGCUGCAUGCAGGUAUAGCAGAGGUUGCAGCUGCGAAGGCCCGCAUGUUCGUCAACAAGCCUGAUGGAAUGGUCAGAGAAGAUAGAGGUCCAUAUUCUGAUCCCCAACAUCCUUACUUUUACGAAGAAGAAGAUGUGUGGAUGGCACCAGGCUUCAUUAAUCAAUUCUACGAGGUACCCGAUUAUUGGAAAACGUAUGUCGAUGAGGUGGACCAAGAGAGGCAGAUGUGGUUGAACUCGUUCUACAAAGCUCCACUUAGGCUGCCUAUGCCUUCUGAACUUGAAUACUGGUGGGAGAAAGGAGAUGAAGAACCUGAAUUCGUCCUGAUUAACAAAGAGCCCGAGCCCGACCCAGAAAACCCGUCACAGCUCAUAUACAGCGAGGACCCACUCAUCCUACACACUCCGACUGGCAUGAUCAUAAACCACAUAGAAGACGAGGAACACGGGAUAAGGCUCUUCUGGCAGCCCCCUCUGAAGGAGGGCGAAACCGUAAAUCCGGAUGAAGCCCGAUUCCUGCCUCUCGGUUUCGACGAGUUCUAUGGUCUCGAAGAGGUGAGGGAGCAGGAAAACCCAUGGCGCCGGUUUGUGACUUCGGUGGAGAAUAAGUGCAAGUCCUUUUUCGAGGGUAUGGAAAAACGGGCAGAGGAGAGGAAGAAAGUGGGAAUGGAGAGAAUGGAAUUGCUGAGAGAGAAGAUGGAGCUCGUGGAUGCUGAGUUUUCCCUCAAGGAGGCUGUAGAGGAUUUGGAUGAGGAGUUGAAGAGGAUGCAAAAGGAGGAGGAGAAAGGUGGUGGUUUGGAGUCGGAGAAGACUGUGGAUAGAGUUGAGGAAGAUGAGGAGGAAAAAGAAGAAGAAGAGGAAGAGGAAGAAGAAGAUGAUGAUGAUGAUGAUGAUGAUGAUGAUGAUGAGGAUGAUGAUGGAAAUGGUGUUAAUGCUUCGAGUUUCGGGUCGACUAAUGAUAAAAUCGCCAAAAACGGUGAUGAGAGAAGUAAAGGGAAGUCGGCGUUUGCGGCGGCAUCCCUGUCGUUCAGCAGCUCGAGCCUCAUGUCGUUGGUUCCUCCGAAGCUGCAAACUUCAUUUUUAAGCUGGAAAGAGGGAAUACUUAACAAGUCCACACCUUCUCAGUUACCACACGAGAGCCGGAAUUUUUGUACCGUUUCCUGUCCUCGUGCGAGUUGUAAAGUCAUGAAACUGAAAGUUGCAAGCCGAAGAUAUCCUGUCGAACCCAUAUCAAAACAUGGGUCGAGAAAGUACUCGAAAAGGAGAGAAUGUGAACGGGUAUUCGAGGAGCUAAAUGUAUUAUCACUGCACACUCCUCUAAUGAUGUAAGCUUUCUUCUUUUAUCAAGUUUUGUAGCGCUGGUGCGUGGAAAUACACUCUGCGAUUCUGUGUUUUGGACCCUUUUUUUUUUUUUUUUUUUU
This is a messenger RNA of Striga asiatica, 2711 nucleotides long. NCBI's taxonomy places the organism in Eukaryota, Viridiplantae, Streptophyta, Magnoliopsida, Lamiales, Orobanchaceae. The record is from the annotation of a GenBank genome assembly.